Linum tenue is the source of this 507-nucleotide messenger RNA. Lineage: Eukaryota; Viridiplantae; Streptophyta; Magnoliopsida; Malpighiales; Linaceae. The record is from the annotation of a GenBank genome assembly.
AUGACCAACAGCGGCGGCAGCCCUCAAAACUGCCCCGAUCGAGUCGGGGACAUCCGAAGAAAUGGAAGAUUGGACCAAGCUACGCUGGGGGCAAUGGACAGGCAAUGGCCGAAUCUGAAGCGAGGGGGAAGGGACCCAAACAGCCAGUUCUGGACGCACGAGUGGAACACGCACGGCACGUGCUCCAGAUCCACGCUGGCGUUGCCGGCGUACUUCCGGCGGGCGGUGGACCGGGCGUCGAGCGUUGACCUGCUGCGGCUGCUCAGGAGCAACCGGAUCCAGCCCGACAACCGGCUGUACCGGCGCGCCGACAUAGGCGCCGCGCUGCACCGUUACAAUCCCCGCGUGAAGUGCAACGACGUGCGGAGUGGCGGCCGCACGUAUAAACAGAUCCAGGAGAUUCGUCUGUGCGUGCAGAGGGACGGCUCCCGCGUUGUCAGCUGCGGCGGAGGAGGGACCCGGUUUACAAGCUGCGGCGGGGGAACCAUCAGGUUCUCCAGGCCCUAA